Messenger RNA from Linum trigynum, 231 nucleotides. The record is from the annotation of a GenBank genome assembly. Lineage: Eukaryota; Viridiplantae; Streptophyta; Magnoliopsida; Malpighiales; Linaceae.
AUGGGAGUUCCAAGUGAUUCAGAUGGAAUCGAAGCAUCACCUGGUGAUGGCGGGACACUGGGCACAGGAGUGGAACUCGCCUUGGGUCGCUGCUGCCGAGAAGUACCGGGAGAAGGGGUUUGCUCCAGUGCUGCCCCAUCACGAAGAGGAGAUGUGGGUGGAGACAUCUGCUCCUGGAAACCAAUUUCUGAAGGCUGCACAGGAGGUGCAGUAGUGGUGUCUUGCGAGUAA